AUGCCCAAGGCAGUUGCGAUUGCCUUCCUCCAUUCGCUAGCCGUCGCGGCGACCGGCGAUGCGGAGCCUGUGGCGGACAACAUCCUCAUGCAGAUCAGUGUUGGAAGUACGUGGCCACGUCCACAGGCUGAUUGCGCAGGGAUCCGCACAACCUUCGACGCUGGCUUUGGGGGCUGUGACGUGUACACUUCGAGCCGCAACAACCACCAAUUCUGCCACAGAGACUUCGACGAGGGCCAAGGCUUCUACGCCGCGCAGGUGUGCUCCGAGUGCCUCGUUUGCCAGGCGCUGCCCCAGGAUGGCGAGAAGGCGGCCGAAGAGUCGGCGGUCGAGCAGGCGGCGAAGCUGAAGCGCGACGCCGAGCAGGAGAAGGCUGAGGCGAAGGAAAACAAGGCGGAGGCCGAGCGCGAGGCCACGGAAAAGGCCUGGCAAGAGGAGAAGGACAAGAAGUUGGUGCUGGUGUGGCCAAGAGGUGCAGCAGCGCAGCAGCAAGUGACCUCGAGAGGGGAACGCGAAGCGAAGGAGGAGGAGAAGAACAAGGCUCUCCAGGAGGCCACGGAGGCCGAGAACGGGGCCCAGGAGGCCAAGCGCAGGGCCGAGGAGGGCAAGCGCGAGGCGGAGGCCGCGGCCGUGCGCCGGACGCAGGCUGAUGCCGCUAAGCGGCAGGCGGAGGAGGCCGAGCGCAAGGCCGGGCCCGAGCAGCGCAAGGCGGAGGCCGAUCGCAAGGUGCAGGCCAAUGCCAAGCGCAAGGCGGAGGCCGAGGGGGCGGCCAAGGAGAAAGACGAACAGAGGGCGGAGGCCGAGCGCAAGGCGGAGGCCAAGGCAGAGGCCGUGGCCGCGCGCUUGGCAGAGGCCGUGCGCAAGGCGCAGGCGGCGGCGCAGGCGGCGGCGAAGGAGGAUGCUGCGGCGAAAGCGCCGAAGGCGGCGAAGGAAGAGCGCCCCAGCUUCGAGCCGCCCACGCUGCCAGCCGCUCGGCACUGGCGGGACGAGCAGGACACCGCGCAGGAGGAGGUUGCACAGCAGAAAUUUGCUCGGAAGGAGACUGCCGCAAAAGCCGUCGGCGACCCCCAUUUGGUGAACAUGCACGGACAGCGCUUCGACAUACUGAGGGAGGGCAAUCACACGCUGAUCCAGAUUCCCAGGUAUGCAGGACCCAGAGCCACCCUGCUGAAGGUGGACGGCGAGGCUCUGUACAUGGGCGGCGCCUGCGCGGACAUGUACUUCCAUUCCAUCGCCGUAAAGGGCAAGUGGGCAGAAGACUUAGCGGACAUGCUGAGCAAAGGGCAGAGUCGCAGCGAUGGCUUCGACUUCUUUACAAACGUAGCUCCCAAGAGCAAUAGCACGGAUUGGAUGCGGUUCGGAAACAAGUUGGAUUUGAAGAUUGUCUGGGGCAGGACAAUCACUGGCGUCCGCUACCUCAACAUCUUCGUCAAGCAUCUGGCCGCUGUGCAGGCCUCAGUCGGUGGUCUCCUCGGCGAGGACGACCACUCGACCAUCGCGACUCCACCGGCGGGGUGCGGGCGCACGAACUCCCUCUUGUCUAUCGGGAGCCGCAUGGGCGCGGGCGUGUCGCAGGGCGACGGCACUUUCGACGAGCUGGCGCAGGUGACGCACGAGUUCGACUACCAGUGA
Molecule: messenger RNA, 1632 nt
Organism: Prorocentrum cordatum
Lineage: Eukaryota; Dinophyceae; Prorocentrales; Prorocentraceae
Source: the annotation of a GenBank genome assembly